AUGCCCAAGCACGUCACUUCCAGCUGCUGCUGGAGCACCAUAGAGGCCCUGCAGCCAUCUUUCAGCGACACCACGCCAGUGCAGGCUGCGGCAGCAGCAGCCCCGGCAGGGGGCAGCAGUCCCCUGGAGGGGGCUUCCACCAUGGAAGAUGUCUAUGACCUGCUUGCCGGCCGGGUUGAGGAGCUGCUGCAGCAGCGGGGGCCAGGGGCUCCAAAAUUCAUGGUGGGGGUGGCAGGGGUGCCCGGCAGUGGCAAGUCCUCGCUGGCCAAGGCGGUGGUUGAGUUGCUCAACCAGCGCGGCACGCCGGCGGUGAAUGUGCCCAUGGACGGCUUCCACUUCUUCCGCCGCCAGCUGGACCAGAUGCCAGACCCGCAGCUGGCGCAUGCGCGGCGGGGAGCCGAGUGGACCUUUGAUGCGCGCGCCUACCACGCCUGCCUUGCUGACAUCAAGCACACAGGCCAGGGCGCGGCGCCCUCAUUUGACCACGGCGUGGGCGACCCGCGGCCAGGCGACAUUGCGGUGGAGGCGCACCACGCCGUGGUAGUGUCGGAAGGGAACUACCUGCUGCUGGCGGCGGAGCCGUGGUGGCGCCUGCGCCAGCUGUUUGACGACACCUGGUUCAUCGACUGCCAGCUGGAUGUGGCCAUGCAGCGCGUGUUUGAGCGGCAGACCGGCAACGGCGUGGCGGCAGAGGUGUCGCGCUGGCGCAUCGCCGCCAACGACCGCCCCAAUGCGGAGCAGGUGGAGACGACGCGUGGGCGGGCCGCGCUUGUGGUGCCAACGCUGCUGCUCAGCUGA
Molecule: messenger RNA, 798 nt
Organism: Chlorella variabilis
Lineage: Eukaryota; Viridiplantae; Chlorophyta; Trebouxiophyceae; Chlorellales; Chlorellaceae
Exons: 5
Coding region: 1-798 (265 amino acids)
Cellular component (GO): cytoplasm
Molecular function (GO): ATP binding; kinase activity
Source: RefSeq, a predicted model, not a curated record